UUGGAAUACCAAAAAACCUCAUCAUAGCAACCCUAUCAUAUUGCAGUCCUUCAGAAAUUGUCAUUCCGAAGAGGAUCUUUUGCCCUCAAGAUUGAUUCCUGUGUUCCUCCCAAAAGCCUGAAAUGUUACCCGAGGUGCUCAAACUUAUCCAACAGUCCGGCGAUAAAGCCGUCACAGUUGAAUCCCUUCUGGGCGGAAUCAGCGCAGAAUCUACGCCCCCGGAAAAGGCAAGUUCCCACCUGGAACAAGCGCUUGCUGAAGGCCGUCGUUUGGGGUUGGUAUCUGUGCAACGCAACCGCAUCAAACUGCUAGUGCCGUUGGAGAAUCCACAGGAUUCGCUCAAUUUCGCCUCCCAGCUACUACUACUGACUUCUGACGCUCCAGGACUCAAAAUUGAAAACGUUGAGGGCGUAGAACAAGCAACUGACGGGCAAAUGCUGCCACCGAGAACUUUUCCGCGCCUACCUGAGAAGCAACUGCGCGCAGGAUACGUCCCGUCUGAACUGGACCCAGUUCGGAAUGUGCGGCACCGGAUGACGGUAUCCGGAAUAACUCAAGCUGCUGCUGGAGCACAACGUGGUGGACGAACACGGAGUAGCGCGAGGAAACGGUCCCGUAGUCGUCGCAAUAGGUCCUCAUCGCGGUCACGCUCCAGAAGCCGAAGCAAUCGUCGUCGGGGCAGACGUUCCCGCUCUCGGCGCUAGAUGGUAAUUUUAAGGUAUGGCAUUGGUUUUCUUUAUCCAAAUUUUCAAUAAAUAUCUUAUAUUUUGAUAAU
Molecule: messenger RNA, 775 nt
Organism: Aedes aegypti (yellow fever mosquito)
Lineage: Eukaryota; Metazoa; Arthropoda; Insecta; Diptera; Culicidae
Exons: 2
Coding region: 123-704 (193 amino acids)
Source: RefSeq, a predicted model, not a curated record